This is a messenger RNA of Homalodisca vitripennis (glassy-winged sharpshooter), 705 nucleotides long. RefSeq names its product flavin reductase (NADPH)-like. The record is from RefSeq and is a predicted model, not a curated record. NCBI's taxonomy places the organism in Eukaryota, Metazoa, Arthropoda, Insecta, Hemiptera, Cicadellidae.
GUUUGAACGUUCAAGCACUGUUACGAUACCCAAACAAACUACCAAAGGAGUACCAGGGGAAGGUAAGCUAUGUACAAGGAGACGUGUUUAAUACUGAAGAUGUGAGGAAAACCUUGGAAGGCCAGGAUGCUGCCAUUGUGGUCUUGGGGACUGGAAAUUCCGUCGGUUCCAAGGGGCUGACAAAUGUCAUUGCAGGGAUGAAGGAGUUGAACAUAAAAGUUGUCUCGGUUUGUUUAUCAUCAAAUGUGUUCAUCCCGCCAGAGAAGGACCGGCCCAUGUUCCCAGGGGUGGUUGCUGAACACAGGAGGAUGUUCGCGAUCCUGAAGGACAGUGGAUUGCAGUGGAUAGCCGUCAACUCCCCGUACAUAAUGGAUAUGCGGCCGACUGGGUACAUCACAGCUCACAGUAUAAUCAAGGGCGACCCGGGUGUGUCCAAGUACGAUCUGGGGCGAUUCUUCGUAGACUGCCUGUCAAUGCCGGAGCACUACCAGAAGUCAGUAGGGAUCACUUCCAAGCGGUGAACUAAAGACCGAAGACGACUUUAUGCUACUAUAAGAUAUUCUUUAAUUAUGGUCAACACUUGGUGUUAUCACUAGAUAAGCAAGAAACCUCUUCUAGCAAUCAGAACCCAGCUGUGAGAUGAUGUUUUCCUCGAGACCUGCUCUCAAGUAUUUUGCUUUGAAAUUUGACUUUAGUGGCACUUAG